AUGGGAGCGGCUUUGCUCCAAACCCCAGAAGUGGCAAUGGAUAUUCUGAAGACACUCACUCGAAAUGUUCCUUUCCCGGUGACGUGUAAAAUUCGCCUGUUGGAUACAAUGGAAGAGCUUCGACGCUUCAUUUGCUUCUACAGAAACGUCACGAACGACCAGCGCAUAGGGCAAACUGGCAAGCCUUUCCGAAGCUUUGCAUUUUUGGUUGAAUGGUCUUUGAAACGCAUGACGAUAUUUCGAGGUUCACCUUUUUUCUAUCUUGUGCCGACGCAGGUACUGCAAAGUGCGCUAAAAAUUCCGCUGAUCGCCAAUGGGGAUUUCUUAUCCCCUGAAGAUGCAAUUCGUUUUCAGGCAGUGCUGUGCGGAGCCCCCUAUCAAUCGAUAAAGUUUACCCUUCAGGAAAUGACAGCGCGGGAUAGUGAUCGGGAUCUCAAGCUGGAUUUGGUUGCGGCGAAUUCGACAGCAAAGAUUUGCACUGUGUUUGGACUAGAUGGCUUCUACAACAGCAUCAAUCAUGUACCACAUAGUAAUACACUCAACUACUACAAGUAUAUAGACCUCUAA
Eimeria mitis is the source of this 567-nucleotide messenger RNA. RefSeq names its product dihydrouridine synthase domain-containing protein, putative. The record is from RefSeq and is a predicted model, not a curated record. Gene Ontology annotation, cellular component: cytoplasm. NCBI's taxonomy places the organism in Eukaryota, Apicomplexa, Conoidasida, Eucoccidiorida, Eimeriidae. Gene Ontology annotation, molecular function: tRNA dihydrouridine synthase activity. Bases 1 to 567 code for a protein of 188 amino acids. Gene Ontology annotation, biological process: tRNA dihydrouridine synthesis. The transcript has 5 exons.